GGUGUAAGCGCAGGCCCAGAGUUUGAGCGCUCGUCUCAGGCAGGGAAAACUUUCACGCCGUGCCUCACAGCUGGACCUACCGAUCACUUGGUGUAUAGAGUUGAUUAGUGCACUGGACCUACCGAUCACUUGGUGUAUAGAGUUGAUUAGUGCACUGGACUUACCGAUCACUUGGUGUACAACAGUUGAUGAGUGCAUUCGUACAAUUGCCGCAAUCUGCAAAACUGCCAGAGCAGAGGAGGGGGGAAAACAACAACAACAACUGAUUUGACUCUGUUGUAGGCAAUGUUGUGUUCUUGAGCAAGGAUUAAAUACGGUGUAACUGUUAGACAGGUGCUAGUAAAACACGUUUGAUCAUUAUGCUUUAUUUCUUGUUGCUCUUUCCUUCGUGGUAAAAGCGAAAAGAAAAUUUGAGCCUUUUCUUGGAAACACAAAUAACUUUGAGGUAAUUUUUCAUAAACGUUUUUUUUUUAUAUCAAGUUAGUUUCCCGUAACUUUUUUUUUAAAAUGAAUAUCGGCAAAUAAUUUUUUUUUUUUUGUAUAAAUUUUUUAAAAAUUAAGAUUCCAGGAAAAAGAAAAGAAACCGAAAGAAUUUUAUGAAUUAAAUAUCAGCUACGCGGCUUUUUGUCGUGACUUUUUGUGCGAACGAGUUGUACAACUUACAAAAUGAUCCCAAUUAUAUGGAGUUCUAUUUUCAAAUUAUUUUUUUUUUCCUUAAAAAAAAUAAGAUGAGUGACACAUCAUUAGAAGUGGAUACUGUGUUUCGAGCGCUCCGUACCGUUGCAGUGUCUUAAAACCCCCAAUCUUUCUGGAAUUUCUGGGAGCUUUCUAAGAGAUAAAGAUUGGAUUUCAUUUUGCGAGCUUAAGUCAGAUGGUACCGUCUGCGAGGUUUUCACCCAGAUUUCUGCUUGUGACAUUUCCAGAUAAUGUGGUUAAACCAACUUAUGCGCUCAUUAUUAUUUUUUUAAAUUUUUUUUUUAAAGGAGCGUUUAAAUAAUGUUUUAGAAUUUUUUAGUUUGAAAUUUAGGCUGUUUUUCAAAGAAAAGUAGGACUGAGAGUUUGUUCUUCUUUUUUUUUUUUUUUUUUUUUUUUUUUUUUUUUUUUUUUAUCUUUUUUUUUUUUUUUUUUUUUUUUUUUUUUUUUUUUUUUUUGUUGCAUUUUUUUAUUUCAAUCCUUUUCUUUAAGUACCAGUGCAUAAACCGAAAUAGAAUUGUUUUACACAUGUAUGCUUUGCCAGUUAUGGUAAGAGGAUAUUACAACGCCAUUCUUUCAAGACAUAAAACAGCUAUUCACGACAGUUUAAAAAUAUGAUAUUGGAUAUGUUUUUUUCCUGAAACUGUGAGACUCCAUCAUACGCGUGCAGGCCCACUUAAGCUCUGAGGACGAUUAUGGUUGACAAUCACAGCAACGGCGUCUGGAUAACAAGUAGCCACUCCUCACUUGGCUCGAUCGCCAGUCGUCCCACGCGGUCAGACUCCCCCGCUUUUCCCGCCGGGUCUAACGAUCGGUGGACGACCAUUGACGGAUUUCCUGGCCUUCCCACGACUUGUGACACUCACCAGUCCGCAGCGUCGCGCCGCGCCGACAGCCACCAUCCGCCGUAUGUUAUGUAAGACAACAACCGCUGCUGGGUUGACGAGGCUCCCCACCGGACGCACCUCCACGGAAAACACCGGCCUAAGGUGUCGGGGCACUGUGAGUUGAGGGCCCGGGCACACGAAGUGUUUGAUGCCCGUCUGUGUAGGCCUCUGUGCGCAUGUCCAUGGCACUGGUGAUAUACUGAGCCGAAAGCGCAGCGCUCAAAAUGUGGACACGGCUACCAUGGGCUCCCCAUCAGCUGUGCUAACUUCUCACUCUCUAGGCCGUAUGAUUCUUGCCACUCUCCUGGUGUGGGCCUUCAGCUUGACCGGUUGCCUUGGGGAGUCGCCUCCCCGCGAACGCGCUGCAAGGGCACUGGACAUUGCUGGUCGCCUGGGAGCCAUGACGUACGAUUCCAGCGUCACAGAAGGGGAGCCCAUAGUUUCGGUGCAGUAUGACGUAGACAUGAGAUCGGAGCUGACCGGUGGUCAUCGGAACGGUCAGAGCGAAAUAGACCGACGCUUAAUAAAAAUUGAACGACUCCUUGAAAAUCUAGCAAUGGUCAACCAACACCUUGGGGUGGACACCAAGACACUAGACCACAAACCUUACCUCAGUAGUCAAUCAAGUAAGAAAGCUGCGCAGCCACCCGUGCCGCUCAAUGAGGUUAGCGAACAGUAUAUUUUAAAAAAACUUACGGAAAUGUAUAACUUACAUCAAGUUGGCUACACCCCAAAUGUUGAAAUACCUUAUGAGAGCGUGGAGCCUGCAGGGUCGGAGCUGCCCUUUCAGGUUGUGGCGCGCAUAGACUUAAUUCUUUCUGCAGAGGAGAGAGUCCAGAGAAUUCGACGGAAACAGUUUCGGCGGACACCUGCAGUGGAUAGUUAUAAGCGAGGGACGGAUAGCUUUGCCUUUGAUCUUGGUGAACACGACCAGGAGGAUUUUAACGACAUGGAGCGGGUCAGUGAUAAACAAAGAGACCCGAUGGUCGCGAUGCAACUUUUGGACACUUCAAAGCGCAACGGUGAUGCGACGAGCGUUCGUGUAGCUGCAGAGGCGACGACUCGUGGGGACUCAAACACCGCAUUGCCUACUCUGUACGCAAUGAGCGAACGCUUCGCACGCCAGAACACGUUACACGACCAGGGACCAUCAGGUUCAGUCCAUUUUCACAUUGACGGUGCAGACGCACGGGAUACAAGCCAGCACUCCUACCCCGACAGCUCCGGGUCAGAUGAUGUAGCUGACAUUUCACCCGUUGCAGGGGACAGGGGGCUGGGGUUCCACGACCCGACCUCCCUGAAGUCACUGAUUCACGGGACCGUGCAGAAAAUGGAGGACAGGUUGAAGAAGAGACGGUGGCUGCGCGAUUACGACGGUGGGGAUCUCGUCAGUGAUUCUCAAACGGGGACGAGCUUUUACGCUCGUGACGACACGGGCCCACGGAGCUCGCCAUCAGCCACCUCAGACCAAUACCUCAACGGGUUUGAUGACGACGACGAAACCGAUGACGUCCUGCACAAAAUGUCCUAUCGUAAGGACCAGGACGUCCCGGCCGCUGUUUUAAAAGCCGUCCUCACCGGAUCUGUACCGACGGACCGAGAAUUCUGGCAGAAUCUCUCCAGCUAUCUAGACUCUAAGCCCUACCUCAGCCGGAGCAGGAGAAACGCCGAUGAUUACAUGAAUCAGUUCAGACGAAAGAUGCGCGCACGCCUGUCAAUCACCUACGGCCACGUGAUGCCGUGUGAGUACCAGGACCGGUAUUACUGUAUGAAUGGCGGCACGUGCGUCUUUGUAGGCGCCCUGAAACUGAAAACUUGCAGGUAA
Lymnaea stagnalis (great pond snail) is the source of this 3405-nucleotide messenger RNA. The record is from the annotation of a GenBank genome assembly. NCBI's taxonomy places the organism in Eukaryota, Metazoa, Mollusca, Gastropoda, Lymnaeidae.